Ambispora leptoticha is the source of this 1644-nucleotide messenger RNA. Lineage: Eukaryota; Fungi; Glomeromycota; Glomeromycetes; Archaeosporales; Ambisporaceae. The record is from the annotation of a GenBank genome assembly.
AUGGCAUUGCCCGCGAUAAUAGGAACUACAAUGGCAGCCAGUUAUCUAGACGCAAAAUACGGAAUCGUGGGAGAUUUGAAAACCGUUACGAAGAGAAAUGAUUCGAAGAUUCGCUCUCAAAUAAUGAAAAUGGAUAAAAAAGGAUAUUGUUCAGGUUAUUUGGUCAUUGAAGAUGCUGCUAGAAGAUGGCCGAAUAAGGAGGCGCUUGUUUUUCAACGACGAAGUUGGACAUUCGCGCAGUGUGAACAAGAGAUCGGUAAAUUGCUUGGAAUCAUAGCAUCGCUCAUAAACACAAAUCUUCGUAAAGAAAGUCUCAAAUACGUUCUCAACUUAUGUAAACCGAAACUAGCUAUCGUGAGCGAAGAACUGCUUUUAAAUAUUAUAGAAAUAAAUGAUUUUGAAAUUCCAAUUGUCGAAUUUCAGCUCAGUAAUAAAAAGUCAACGAAUGAUGCUUAUAAUAUUUAUGACGACUGGAAUGCAACGACGACACAAACAAGACGUUUAUACUUGAACAAAUUGCCGAAAAGUAAUUUGAAUAAUUUUGUUAAACCAAAAAUAACAAGCUCUGAUGUUAUAUGUUAUAUUUAUACAAGUGGAACUACGGGAUUGCCAAAGGCUGUAGAACUUCCACACACUUCAUUUAUUAGCAAAUCAAUUGCCCCAAAGCGAUAUGGAGUCUAUUUUUUCAAUGAUCGUCGUUAUUGCCCAUUGCCACUUUAUCAUGCUUCGUCGUUGAUUAUUGGAAUUUUCCCGUGUUGGGGGGUUGGUGCAACCUUUAUAAUCGGACGAAAAUUCAGCGCCUCAAAAUUUUGGGAUGAGUGUCGGAUCACUAAUGCUACCAGUAUUCAGCAUAUAGGUGAAAUCUGUAGAUAUUUGAUGCUACAGCAACAAUCGAUUAACGAUAAAAAUCAUAAAGUUCGCAUUAUUCAGGGGAAUGGUCUUCGUAGUGAUAUUUGGCAGGCUUUUAGAGAACGAUUUGGAAUUGAAUUAAUUGUAGAGUUUUAUGCACAAACAGAUGGAAAUGCGUUUCUGGGAAACAGGAAUUAUGGGUUAUUUGGGCUCGGAGCGGUUGGUCGCCAAGGACCGUUGCUUAAUUUACUAAAACUUUCAGAAAUCAUAGUAAAAUUCGAUUUUGAAAAAGGUGUUCCUUAUCGAGACCCAGAAACAGGUCGAUGCGUUUUGGUUAAUGUUAAUGAGCCAGGAGAAAUUAUCUAUGAGAUAAGCCCAAAAGGAUUGAUUCGUAACUAUUUGAAUAUACCACAAAGAGAAGAUCCCAGAAACCUGUUCGAUGUAUUUAAAAAGGGUGAUUUUUGGAGACGUACGGGUGAUUUGCUGGUUGUUGAUAAAGAUGGGUGGUGUUAUUUUGCGGAUCGGAUUGGCGAUACGUUUCGAUGGAAAGGUGAAAAUAUUGCAUCGCAGUACGUCGCAAAAUAUUUGUGUGCCUAUCCAGACGUCAUUGAAACAACGGUUUACGGACUACCGCUAAAAGCAUAUGAUGGCCAAGCGGGAAUGGCAGCUCUGGUCCUCAAUUCGAAAGAUAAAGAUUCAAUUAAAAAAACAAUGAAUGUACUCCCUCGUUUUUUAAUCAAGCGUGGACUGCCUGAUCCCGCAAUUCCGAGGUUUAUUCGAUUAAUAGAUGUGUGA